AUGGCACUCGUCCACGAACCCCGCGCCCCAUCACCCUCUCUCUCUGGUUUCAAUUCACCCCUCUCUGAGCCGUCCCUCCGGCGGCUGGACGCCGAAACACCCUGCACCCCGGAGAUGGACCUGACCCCGACCCAGUGCGUCCUCCGCAACGUUCUCUCAAUAGACACGGGGGGCGCCGUCGAGCCAGAGGGCAGAGGUGGUGGUGUUGGGGGAGGAGGGGGAAGGCACACAAGUGGGAACAGCCCUACGCCGAGUGAGGAACAACAGGAGCACUUUGCCAACAGCGUACUGAAGCUCCAUGACAAUGAUGGGACCCCAGGGAGGAGGGAGGGAGAGGGGCCUGACACAGAGAGCGAUGCGGUCAGGAGCCAGGUGCACGAUGCCAGGAUACAGUGCCAGUCUAAUGGAGGGGGAGGAGGAGGAUUUCUAGAGGGCUUGUUUGGAUGUCUGAGGCCCGUCUGGACUAUGAUUGGCAAAGCCUACUCCACUGAACACAAACACAACCUGGAAGAGCUGUGGGAGGUCCCGUUUGAAGAGAUCUCAGACCUGCAGUGGGUGGGCAGCGGGGCCCAGGGGGCAGUCUUCCUGGGCAAGCUCCAUGGACAGGAAGUAGCCGUCAAGAAAGUGCGGGAUAUCAAAGAGACUGACAUCAAGCACCUACGCAAGCUCAAACACCCCAACAUCAUCACUUUCAAGGGUAUUUGUACACAGGCUCCUUGUUACUGCAUCAUCAUGGAGUACUGUGCCCAGGGCCAGCUGUAUGAGGUGCUGAGAGCCGGCAGGAAGAUUACCCCCUCCCUGCUCAUGGACUGGGCCAUGGGUAUCGCUGGUGGGAUGAACUACCUGCACCUCCAUAAGAUCAUCCAUAGAGACCUCAAGUCACCCAACAUGCUGAUCACGUACGAUGAUGCAGUGAAGAUUUCUGACUUCGGUACAUCCAAGGAGCUCAGUGACAAGAGCACCAAGAUGUCCUUCGCCGGUACGGUGGCCUGGAUGGCCCCCGAAGUCAUACGUAAUGAGCCCGUCUCGGAGAAGGUGGAUAUUUGGUCGUUUGGCGUGGUGCUGUGGGAGAUGUUGACUGGAGAGGUGCCCUACAAAGAUGUGGACUCGUCAGCCAUCAUCUGGGGAGUGGGCAACAACAGCCUGCAGCUUCCUGUCCCUGAUAGCUGCCCCGACGGCUUCAAAAUACUCCUACGGCAAUGCUGGAACUGCAAGCCAAGAAACAGGCCUUCAUUCCGACAAAUUCUCCUACAUUUGGACAUUGCCUCUGCAGACAUCUUGUCUACACCACAAGAAACCUAUUUCCAAUCCCAGGCGGAAUGGAGAGAGGAGGUGAGGCACCAUUUUGAAAAGAUCAAGUCUGAGGGUACGUGCCUCCACAGGCUGGAUGAGGAGCUGAUCAGAAGACGCCGAGAAGAACUCAGACACGCUCUUGACAUCCGAGAACACUAUGAGAGAAAGUUGGAGAGGGCCAACAAUCUCUACAUGGAGCUCAAUGUGGUCAUGCUACAGCUGGAACUCAAAGAGAAAGAGCUGCUCAAGAGGGAGCAGUCACUGGAUAAGAAGUACCCAGGCUGCUUCAACAAACACCAUGGCUCCAGACAGGGAGGCUCUGCCAACUCAAUGGAGAAACUCAUGAAGAAACGCAACGUACCUCAGAAGCUGCCCUCACACACUAAAAGGCCUGACUUGCUAAGGUCAGAGGUCAUCCUGCCCAGGCUGGACUCAUCUGUCACACAGGUAACUAUCCCCAACAAGGGCUCCACUUCGCCGGGCCGCUCCCGCCGAGGGAAACCCCGCUACCGCAAAGCCGGCAAGGGGAGCACAGGGGAUUUGGCCCAGCUGAAAGCCACCCUCUCCUCUUCCUUAGCCCUGGUCAACACCACCUCAUCAGUCCCGAGCAGCAAGCAGUGCCUGGACCCCAGUGCUGCCCUCAGGGGCCUCCAGCAUGACCUCCUGCUGAAGAAGAUGUCCUCCUCCAGCCCUGAUCUCAUCUCCACUACCCUUGAAGCCGAGGGCCGGAGGAAGGGACAGGCUGGGUCGGGGCUGGACAGAGGGGGGAGUCAGAGUGCCUCGGCCGGGCUGGGGGGAAGUGGGAGAGGAGGAACGGAUGGUCAGCCAGAGGAAGAUGUGCCGGAGGCGGUUGGGGGGACCGAUGACCUCGCAGAGACCCCUCCCCGCAGUAACACGCCAAGCGAAGACGCUGCAUCGAUCCCAUUUUCUAGUAGCCCCGACUCGCCCUGUGGGAGGGGUGCUGCUGCAGGAAGGGUAGCAGUGCUGGGGAAUCCCCAUUUGCCCCAGGAUGGUGAGGAGAAGGAGGACAGGACGGGGAUUGUGCGCUCUCCCAGAAGUCAACGCCUCACUCCCUCUGCGCUGCUCUACAGGGCAGCCGUUACACGAAGUCAGAGACGUGGAGUGUCAUCAGAGGAGGAGGAAGGAGAAGUGGACAGUGAAGUGGAGUUGCCAAGGCGACGGCGCCCAGUCAGUAUGACAAAGUGCCAGUCCCUGUCCACCUUCAGCUCGGAGAACCUCUCCAUCUCUGAUGGUGACGAGGGCAACACGACAGACCACUCCCACAGCGGCACGCCUGAUGUGGUCAGCACCAACACAGAUGAGCGCCUGGACGACAAGAGUGACGAUCUGCUGUCUCAGGGCUCAGAGAUCCCCCCAGACCCGGCAGACCCAGCCCAGCUAGGCUCCGAUGGGCUUUCUGAGAAGGAGGCCGCUGUGCAACACGUCAAGACCCAGCUCACCUCGGAUCGCAACAGUUACGAGGGCCUGUACGACGACUCGGACUGCGACAGCACAGAGCUGGACCACUCGGGCAGCGCAGAACCCAGCCGACCCACGAACUGGUGAAAGGACCUGGCCAAACCUCAACACAAGAAGCCACAGCUUUCAGCCAUCAAGCCACGGAUUCAACAUGUU
Messenger RNA from Lampris incognitus (smalleye Pacific opah), 2928 nucleotides. Its product is annotated as mitogen-activated protein kinase kinase kinase 12-like. Gene Ontology annotation, biological process: JNK cascade; protein autophosphorylation. The record is from RefSeq and is a predicted model, not a curated record. NCBI's taxonomy places the organism in Eukaryota, Metazoa, Chordata, Actinopteri, Lampriformes, Lampridae. Gene Ontology annotation, molecular function: JUN kinase kinase kinase activity; ATP binding.